AGCCGGGAAGGAAGAAGGGCGGAAGGGACUCAGGGCCGGGCUGCUUGUGUUCGGGGAGCCUUGGCGGGGCCGGCUGGGGUUCCGAUGUGGUCCCCGGAGCGGGAGGCCGCGGCCCCGGCCGGGGGAGAGCCGGCGGGCUUCCUGCCCCCCGAGUGGGAAGAAGAUGAGGAGCGCAUGUCCUUCCUGUUCUCCGCCUUCAAGAGGAGCCGCGAGGUGAACAGCACCGACUGGGACAGCAAGAUGGGCUUCUGGGCGCCCUUGGUGCUGAGCCACAGCCGCCGCCAGGGGGUGGUGCGCCUGCGCCUGCGGGACUUGCAGGAGGCCUUUCAGCGCAAGGGCAGCGUCCCGCUGGGGCUGGCCACGGUGCUGCAGGACCUGCUACGCCGAGGGGAACUGCAGCGGGAGUCAGACUUUAUGGCCAGUGUAGACAGCAGCUGGAUCUCCUGGGGGGUCGGUGUCUUCCUACUGAAGCCCCUCAAAUGGACUCUUUCCAACAUGCUGGGGGAUAAUAAGGUCCCUGCGGAGGAGGUGCUUGUGGCUGUGGAGCUGCUAAAGGAGAAGGCGGAGGAGGUGUAUCGUCUGUAUCAGAACUCCCCUCUCUCGUCCCACCCUGUGGUGGCCCUGUCGGAGCUGAGCAGCCUGUGCGCAGGCGCCUGCCCAGAUGAGAGGACCUUUUACUUGGUAUUGCUGCAGCUGCAGAAGGAGAAGAGAGUCACAGUCCUCGAGCAGAAUGGGGAGAAGAUUGUGAAGUUUGCCCGGGGGCCACAUGCCAAGGUAUCGCCUGUCAAUGACGUAGAUGUUGGGGUGUACCAGCUGAUGCAGAGUGAACAGCUGCUUUCGCGCAAAGUGGAAUCCUUGUCCCAGGAAGCAGAAAGGUGUAAAGAAGAAGCCCGCCGGGCAUGCCGAGCUGGAAAGAAGCAGCUGGCACUGAGGUCUCUCAAGGCCAAGCAGCGAACAGAGAAGCGCAUUGAGGCCCUGCACGCAAAGCUGGACACUGUUCAAGGCAUCUUGGACCGGAUCUAUGCCUCGCAGACAGAUCAGAUGGUUUUCAAUGCCUAUCAGGCUGGGGUAGGCGCACUAAAACUUUCCAUGAAGGAUGUCACAGUGGAAAAGGCAGAGAGCCUUGUGGAUCAGAUCCAAGAGCUCUGUGACACUCAGGAUGAAGUCUCUCAGACUCUGGCUGGUGGGGUUACCAAUGGCUUGGAUUUUGACAGCGAGGAACUGGAGAAGGAAUUGGACAUCCUCCUCCAAGAUACCACCAAAGAACCUCUGGAUCUGUCUGAUAGCCCCCACGAGACUUUUCCUACCAACAGUGUGCCUAACCCUAGGAUCUCGGAUGCUGAACUUGAAGCUGAACUUGAGAAAUUAUCUUUAUCAGAGGGAGGUUUAGUCACAAGCAGUCAAUCUCCAAAAAGGCACUUGGAACCAACUCUCUAAAGCCAUUGUAGGACCCUCAAGUGAAGGAUCGUCAUGUGAAAGAGAGACAAGGCUUGUGUUUGUGUACAUAGUUAUUUAAAUGAGAAACUCACAGUUGGUUGGGAUGAGGAGGGAGAACCACUCAGAUAAUUUCUCCAAAUACUACCACUUCUCACAGGACAUGCAACUCCUGCAAUCCCGUUGCAGAGGCUCGCUCCCAACUGGUCUCGUGGACCUACCUUCUCAUCUUUAUAGUGCCACAAUUUAUACAGUUCUUCUGUGUGUGACCUGUUGUCUCUCAUAACCUGCAGUUCUUGCCAUUGGCUCCAUUAGGUUUGUCUUCACCCACCAGCUUUGUUCCAGCCAAUGAAGGCAAAAGAUUUGCAGGUUUGCCAAAUCAAAAUCAGUCCUCUGCUCUGUCCCCAAGUGGUUUUUGAGGAAUUUUUUUCUGUUGAUCAAGUCAUUUCAACAGAUCAUUCCCUUAGCAUUGGUAUUAAGAAAGGGAAUGAUACAGCUGCCACUUUAUGGAGAAGCAUACAGUGUAAAAUAUUUGUCUCUUGGCUGAAUCAUCUAAUUCUCCAACCCUGCAGAAAAUGGGGGGCCCUGAGUGGCUCAUUCGUCACAGCUGGAGGGAAGCUUGUGGUUAAUGGAUGCUGCUGCUUUCAUCUGAUGCAGAAGACCUGAAGCUGGAGGAUUGGGGGUUGGAAUUUGAAGAUAGAAGCCCAAGUGACCACAGAGCACAAGAGUCCAAAUUUCUUUAGGCUUUUUACAAAGAGGUUUAUUGCCAUACCCCCUUCAUGGAAUCAUUUCAAUAGACCUUAAGUAGUUAUCUUUGAACAAGCCACACAACAACAAGCCUCCCCAGCUUGAGCUUGGCAUGUCACAAGCUCUCUGGAUUUCAGAAGCAUUUUUCUGAGAUAUCCACUGCUCUGGUGGAAUCUGGGGGUAGGGUGAAGGGUCUGAACCAAGCUGU
This is a messenger RNA of Suncus etruscus (white-toothed pygmy shrew), 2389 nucleotides long. It is a transcript of the gene CHMP7, whose product is annotated as charged multivesicular body protein 7. The record is from RefSeq and is a predicted model, not a curated record. Gene Ontology annotation, biological process: vesicle budding from membrane; late endosome to vacuole transport via multivesicular body sorting pathway. Gene Ontology annotation, cellular component: ESCRT III complex; cytoplasmic side of plasma membrane; multivesicular body. NCBI's taxonomy places the organism in Eukaryota, Metazoa, Chordata, Mammalia, Eulipotyphla, Soricidae. The coding region runs from base 85 to 1437 and encodes 450 amino acids. The transcript has 10 exons.